CAGCCCAGCCCUAGACGUUGUGGGGAAGCAAGGAAUGUGAGUGAGCACAUGGCCAUUAUGUGCAUGGCAAUGAACUUUAUUGCCAGCAUGGCUGAAGUUUAGGCGCGAAACCUUGCUUUCCUGUGUCCCACUCACCUGAGGAGUAAAACCCCACCUUCACCUUGUCAUAGGUUGUAUUAUCCAAUAGGGGUACCCCAGAUAACUCAUCCAUAUGUAUUGAGGUAUCAUGUAACUGUUCAAUAUGUAUUGAGCUGGCAUGACUAUAAAUAAACCAGCUCCUCUAAGCUCCGCCCACUGGUUCAGGAUUCCUGGGUCUGGCAAGUAGCAACUUCUCCCCUGUCUCUCUCUUCUCUAUCUUUCUUACUAAGGCCUGGUCCUUAGACCAGGCCUGCCUUGCUAAGGCCUGGUCAUUAGUCCAGGCCUGCCUUACUUCCUCUCUUUCUCCUAAUGCUAUCUAGCAUUAUCUACCUCUUGUAGUUCCUAGUCUCCUUUCCAUCUGCACUAGCUUUGUCCUCUGACCGGUACGGUGUUAAAAGAGGAUCAUUGGGUGGUUUCAGCCUGAAUAUUCACACCCAGUGGUCGGAGCUUAGCUGUGGCUCAUACAAAUAAUAUUCGUCUACUGACUCGGUUACUCACAUCUCUAAAGUCGGCCCGUUCACGCCCUUCACGGGUAAAAAUCUCUUCUCUAUCUCUAUCCUCUCAAAUUCUUCCCCCCAUUGCAGCCUCUUGCAGGCCGGGAGGUUGCAUUCUGGCGCCCAGACGUGCCUAGGCCCUGCCCCUGGCAUUUUCUCGUGGCAUUCUACCUUUAUUUCUCACAGCGGUUUGGGAGGGCGCGCCCCAACACGUGAAGGAAUUCUUCAGGCACGCGUGAACGAAGCCAAAAGACGAUUCCCUUCAGGUCUGGAAAAAGGAAGAUAAUGGAGAGAUCUGGACUCCCAGUAAGCAUCUCAAACCGUGGAAGGGACCGCUUCCAGAUGCAAGGGGAGCAGAGGAACAGGCUCACCAGUCUAGCACCGCACCGGCUGCCCGAGACCAGGACGAGAAGCAGACGAGCAUCGCUGCUGUCUCCAGUCAGCUACCUGAUGGUCAAGCGCAGGGCACCGGGAUCGAAGGCAACACUGGUGAAUGCACGCACUCUGAACACUGACAUUACAUUUACUCUGAUGGCAUUCACUAUUUUGACUUUGCUGAACAUCUGUCAUGCUGAAGUCUACUGGUCCAUCGUGCCCAAACCUCCUAUUUUGAGAAUGUUAACUUGGAUGGACAAGCCCCCUCUGGUAUAUGUUAACAACACGGACUGGCUACCACACCCUAUUCUAGCCAAACGUGUUCCUCUAGAGUCUGAAGGGGCUCUGUACAAUUAUUCAGGAUCUACUGUGUAUCCUCCAUUUUGUAUGUCUUUUAGAAAUUCGUUUAUUGGUAAUUCUUUCUGUGUACCACGCAGACAGCAAGCGUGGAUUGUCAAAAAUGCCACUGACAACAGUUAUGUAGGGGUUGGCAUGGGUGUGAUAGGAAUGGGAGAUGAGUUAGCACGUAAGACGUUCCAACCUAAACACCCUGCUAACAAGUACCUAUGUCCAAAUCAGAUAGGUACGGUACAAAAGGAGUUGCCAUGGACAGAUUGUUCUGUCCGAGUUCCCAGAAAGGUUAAGAUGCCGGCAACCACAGACUUUAACAUUUACAAUUGGGCACCCAGGUUACGUUGUGGUCGCUCUGAACAACUGACACGGUUAGACAAAUACACUGACUAUGAGAAAUGGCACAUGCCAUGUCAGAAUUUUCAGAAAAUUGAGGACUUACUAGAAGUAGACAUGGCUGGUUCUAGACUUGCUAUUGAAGCAGGUCCUAUACAGAACACGCAGUGGAAGAUAGUGGCUGCCACGCAGCCGAUAUACAAGUUUAAGGUCAAGGUGAAGAACUCAGGACUUGAUCUUGAGUAUGACAGUCACAUCAAUGUCACAGCAUGUGUUUUUGCUCCUUAUGUAAUGCUAGUAGGUAACAACCUACGAAUUUUUAAAAAUGACCAAGGUCUAUAUGAGAUCAACUGCACAAAAUGCCGACUACAUCAAUGCCUUAGUCCUAAACACCAAGAUUCAUAUGUUGCUAUCAUGUAUCAUCCACCUUUAAUGUGGGUACCUGUCAACUUGACAGAGACGUGGGCAUCUACGCCUACUGUGCACAUUGUUCAAAAGGCAUUUAACAUGGUUAUACAUAGGUCCAAGAGAAUGAUCUUUGCAGUUGUAGGAGCCGUAGUCUCAGUAAUUGCCAUGAUCACAUCACUAACCACGGCAACAUUGGCAUUAACUUCCUCUAUUCAGAACCAUGAGUUCAUACAGGAAGUGGUGUCUAACUCUUCCAAAUUAUGGCACACUCAGCAGAGUAUUGACUUAGCUUACAGAGAUGAGCUGGACAGUUUAAAAGAUGCUGUGUUUUGGUUAGGUAAAGAGGUUGAAGCUUUACACACAAGAAUUACUUAUCCCUGUCAUUACAAUCAAACGGGUUAUUGUAUUACUCCGUUGCCAUAUGAUAAUGUGUCAUAUGAAUGGCAACUGGUCGUUCAGCACAUCAAGGGUGCUUGGGGAAGUCAUAAUAGCACCUUGGACAUUAUUAAGUUGCAACAGCAGAUCAACAAAUUAGACCAAAUUGUAUAUGAGAAUGAAGCUGCAAAUAUAGCUGCAAAUUGGGAAGCAACUUUAUCUUCCCUAGAUCCCCAAAAUUGGUUUGGUAGAGCUAAUUUGACCAGCAUUGGUACUAUCAUUUUAUUCAUAUUAUUGGCUAUGGGUUUGAUUAUACUUUGCAGCAGAAGCUGUAAAAACAGAGCCUACAUUCGAGGCAUACUGCCAGAAUUGGCACGGUCUUAUCACACUAGGCAAUUGGUGCCUGAAAAUGUUGAAUUGAACACAACCGUUUUAUGAAAGACCAGAGUAUCAUGAUACUUUACAUUCCAAUCUUUGAUAUAUACUGAGAAGGUGAAGGCAUGUUUGCUAUGUCACACGUCUGUCCCUCCUGAAUUGUUCAGAGAGGAUGUUUUUUCUUUAAAGGAAUCUCUCCCGCCACACAAUCAAAAAGAAAAGGGAGAGGAAUCUCAUAGAGAUCAGUAUUUCUAAGAAAUCUUACAGAGAUCAGUAUUUUGCUCUAAGAUCAGUAUUUAUAUUUUAGAGGACACUUUUUAAAGUCACUCUUUAUUGAUCAACCUUGAUUUUUUCUUUUGCACUAUUAAGGCCAGAACUUUGAGUAUAAAGAAGGUACUGUUAAUGCUCUGAUCCAGAAUUAUGAAGGUGCCAAGAUUUCUAGAAUUACAGUCACCUUACGGUCAGUAAGCAUGAGAACAUGACAGAAAUUGUUAAUUUUCAGUUGACCAUUCUGGAGAGUGAUGUCUGAUUGCAUGCAACGGGAAUCAUGAUGAAUACCAGACAGCCUAAGCCACGGUGAUGCAUUUUCCAUGUGAAAUGGAUGCUUGAGGUUGGGGAAUGCAGAGACAUAGUGCACUGACGCCCUCAGUCACUGGAGGUCCUGGCAUCGUCCUUCCAACCAGUUUCUUAGGUGGCAGGCAUCUGGCAGUGAGAGCGAAUAGAUCCCAAAGAUGCAGAAUCAGUUCAAGAGAAGGAAAGCAUUUAUCCUUCAGGUCCAGAGGAGGUCAGUUUUGCUAAUCAUGAUGAGAUCUGACAGCUUCUCAUGGUUCUGACUGGUGAAGAGUGACGUAGUUAACUGAAGCACCUAUCUUGUCAGACAGAGAACUUCUACCUCAUGAAACCAGGAUCAGUGUUAUGGAAAUUAUUUUUCUCUUUGACAUUCUAUAUUUUAUAUAAUUAUUUUGUUAAGCACAUAGAUAGAAAAAAGGUUCACACUUGAUUUUUAUAUUUGAGUUUUAUAAUCGGGUUUGAUUUUCUCACUGUGAAUUGUUAUGAUUGUGCACCAGUGUGUUUAUAUUUAGCGUGUGUUGAGUUACAUUUUGAUAUUACUCUAUUCAUUUGUGUGUCAAACAAAAAGGGGGAGAUGUAGCAGCCCAGCCCUAGACGUUGUGGGGAAGCAAGGAAUGUGAGUGAGCACAUGGCCAUUAUGUGCAUGGCAAUGAACUUUAUUGCCAGCAUGGCUGAAGUUUAGGCGCGAAACCUUGCUUUCCUGUGUCCCACUCACCUGAGGAGUAAAACCCCACCUUCACCUUGUCAUAGGUUGUAUUAUCCGAUAGGGGUACCCCAGAUAACUCAUCCAUAUGUAUUGAGGUAUCAUGUAACUGUUCAAUAUGUAUUGAGCUGGCAUGACUAUAAAUAAACCAGCUCCUCUAAGCUCCGCCCACUGGUUCAGGAUUCCUGGGUCUGGCAAGUAGCAACUUCUCCCCUGUCUCUCUCUUCUCUAUCUUUCUUACUAAGGCCUGGUCCUUAGACCAGGCCUGCCUUGCUAAGGCCUGGUCAUUAGUCCAGGCCUGCCUUACUUCCUCUCUUUCUCCUAAUGCUAUCUAGCAUUAUCUACCUCUUGUAGUUCCUAGUCUCCUUUCCAUCUGCACUAGCUUUGUCCUCUGACCGGUACGGUGUUAAAAGAGGAUCAUUGGGUGGUUUCAGCCUGAAUAUUCACACCCAGUGGUCGGAGCUUAGCUGUGGCUCAUACAAAUAAUAUUCGUCUACUGACUCGGUUACUCACAUCUCUAAAGUCGGCCCGUUCACGCCCUUCACGGGUAAAAAUCUCUUCUCUAUCUCUAUCCUCUCAAAUUCUUCCC
Molecule: messenger RNA, 4714 nt
Organism: Monodelphis domestica (gray short-tailed opossum)
Lineage: Eukaryota; Metazoa; Chordata; Mammalia; Didelphimorphia; Didelphidae
Product: endogenous retrovirus group K member 6 Env polyprotein-like
Molecular function (GO): structural molecule activity
Source: RefSeq, a predicted model, not a curated record